AUGGCUGCCAACAACUCCGACUACGAGCUCCUCACCGAGCACUUUAGCUAUCCCCCAGUUUCUCUCCUCGACGACAUCAUCAAUACCGUCAACGUCCUCGCCGACCGCGCCCUCGACUCCGUCGAACGUCUUCUCCUCUCCAUCCCCCCCAAGAAACUCGGCUUCUCCAAAAAUCACAAGCGACCUGACCAAGGCCCUGAAGUUACCCCCGAAGAAGCCGCAAAACUAGAAAUCGAAAAUGGCACUCAUCAGCUCGAGACCUUGCUCAACGCCUCCAUUGACAAGAACUUUGACAUCUUUGAGCUCUACGUCAUGCAGAACAUCAUCACCGUUAGACCGCAGGACCAGCCCUAUAUGCGUCUCUCACACUACAACGGCCUCGACUUUCCCGACGACGAUACCGCCGCCGCGCAGCAAAUCGACAAGCCCUCCCCAGAGUCAAUCACCGCCCUCCGCAGACGGCUUCACGCAAGCCAGAAACUGAAUGUCGUUCUAGAAGCUGAGAAAGCACGCAACGACGCUCUUCUAAAAAGUCUGCGUUCACUCCUCGGUGUUGUCCCCGAUGCUACAAAGAGAGAAGAACAGGAGACUUCGUCGAAUGGAGAGAGUAGCGGUGCGGCGGCUAGUCCGUUUACCUUCUUGCGUGAUAGAGGCGGGCUUGAAGAGAGCGAUGGACAGCAGCCGAUUACGACGACGACAGAGUUUACGCUUUCGCAGCUGCAGGCGCUGCGUGCGCUGUCGGGGUCGUUGAGGAAGUUGUUGCCUGGGCUUGAGGAUGCUUCUAUGACGGAUGCUGCGGCGGAAACGUCAUCGGCGUCGGCAUCGUGGAGACAGGAGCGCGCAGAGUAUAUUGAGUCGUCGUCGAGAAAGUACCUCGAGAUGGUGGCUGGGCUGGAACUUGGGCCGGAGGGCGAGGUUCGUGAUGGGGAGUGGCAAGGUGAGGGGCGGGGGUUGAGUAAAGGUGAGGUGGAAGGGCUGGAGAAGGUUGCGGCUAUGUUGGGAGGGGGAAAGGAUGUUGAUGCGGGAGGUGAUACCAUGGAUACCACGUAG
This is a messenger RNA of Trichoderma virens Gv29-8, 1050 nucleotides long. RefSeq lists its product as uncharacterized. Lineage: Eukaryota; Fungi; Ascomycota; Sordariomycetes; Hypocreales; Hypocreaceae. The transcript is spliced from 2 exons. Gene Ontology annotation, cellular component: nucleus; chromosome, centromeric region. Gene Ontology annotation, biological process: mitotic cell cycle; protein localization to kinetochore; mitotic sister chromatid segregation. The coding region runs from base 1 to 1050 and encodes 349 amino acids. The record is from RefSeq and is a predicted model, not a curated record.